GAUGGCAAUCCGUUCCCUAAGGUAUGUUGUGGCCAGCAGCAUCGGUGCCAGCGUGCCGAAACCUGUGACGUGCAUCGGUGUGCAGCAGCAGCAUAACAACAUUGCAAGAUGCAUCACAACCCAGCUGGCUGGAGGUUCCGUUGGCAUGUCCUGCUGGUCCGGCCAAAGCGUACGUUUCUUCAGUGGGCUGCAGAGCGAAGCGACCACACGGUUCGAUCGGAUCGUGGCAGAACGUAACAUCUGUGCCCCGAAAGUGCACACGAUGGUAAACGCACGCACGUUGGCAACGCAGGAAAUUACACGCAGCAUUCAACUGUUCACCGAUAAACCGAGAAGCAUCGAAAAGGAUCAACAAACUCUACGGCUGAAGGAACAGUGCGAUAAGCCGGCGGUGCUGAUUAUCUCGUGGCUGAAUGCCCGCCAAAAGCAUUUGGCCAAAUACGCUCAGCUAUACAUCGAUCAAGGGUUCGAUGUGUUCGCAACGCACAUCACACCCUGGCAGCUGCUGUGGCCCGUCAAGGGAACACAGCUGGUAGCAGCCGAGAUUGUAAAGUUUCUCAAGAACAACGACUUCAAGCACGGACUCAUCCUGCACGGAUUCUCCGUCGGUGGAUAUCUGUGGGGCGAGUGUUUGGUGCAUAUAGCACGCGAUCUACCAAACUAUCAGGUAGUGUUGGACCGUGUUAAUGGGCAGGUGUGGGACAGUGCGGCUGACAUUACCGAGAUAUCGGUCGGUGUGCCAAGAGCACUCUUCCCGAAGAAUCCAACCCUGCAGAGUGCUCUGAAGAAGUAUAUGCUUUAUCACAUGAAAGCUUUCCACGAGCCGGCCACGUCGCACUACAUCCGUUCGAGCCAGAUGUUCCACACGAAUCUGUUGCGCUGUCCGGCUCUAUUUUUGAUGUCGAAAACGGACCCCGUUGGUACGGUGGAGGCAAACACGCGCGUCAAGGACAGUUGGGAACAGAGUGGUGUUAAGACAACGGUUAAAUGUUGGGACCGUUCGCCGCACGUCGGCCACUUCAUGAAACAUCGCGAGGAGUACAUCGACGUGCUGUUCAACCAUUUGCGGCAGCUGAAUUUGCCCAGCCUGAAGCAGGAUGCGCUGCUGCGGGCCAAACUGUAGUAAGUUCACCGGCGCACACCAACGUUCCAGAAGCCCUGGACGCACUGUGAUACUUAC
This is a messenger RNA of Anopheles maculipalpis, 1180 nucleotides long. RefSeq lists its product as uncharacterized. The record is from RefSeq and is a predicted model, not a curated record. Gene Ontology annotation, molecular function: serine hydrolase activity. Bases 2 to 1123 code for a protein of 373 amino acids. NCBI's taxonomy places the organism in Eukaryota, Metazoa, Arthropoda, Insecta, Diptera, Culicidae. The transcript is spliced from 6 exons.